AUACAUCUACGGCGUGUCUCCUUCCUACGGUUUCGCUUUUAAUCUCUUCACUCAUCGUUAAACAUGGCAUCCACCACACGGCUUGCCACCGGCGACUCAUCUGUGCCUCCGAGCCCGAGCAACCUCAUGGCUGCCUUUAGCCCACAUCAUUCGUACGACAGCGACGACGAGACGGAAGGCGAGGAAGAUCAGCCUUUGAACUCGAAAGAGCGGAGCUUCAAGGACUCGGUGCAUGGCUGGAUCACUCUCAGCGAACGGAUCUGUCGAAUUAUUGACACCCCGCAGUUUCAACGACUGCGACACGUGAAGCAACUCGGAACGUCGUACUACGUCUGGCCAGCUGCGUCGCAUAAUCGCUUCGAACAUUGUCUUGGCGUCGCACACCUCGCUUUGACACAAGUCAAGAGGCUUCAGCAACUACAGCCAGAACUGGGUAUCACCGAACAAGAUAUCGACUGCGUAACGAUAGCAGGUCUUUGCCAUGAUUUGGGUCAUGGUCCUUGGAGUCAUGUUUGGGACUCGCUGUUCAUUCCGAAAGCAAUGCCGAACAAGAAGUGGAAACAUGAAGAUGCUUCAGAGAUGAUGUUCGACUACCUCUGCCAGGAGCCCACCGUCGACGUGACUCCGGAGGAGGCUGCUGUCGUCAAGGCGUUGAUUGCGGGCGAGCCGUCGCGCUGUCCAGAGCUCGAAGCGAAGAAAUUCCUGUUCGAAAUUGUUGCGAACAAGCGCAACGGCCUUGAUGUUGACAAGUUCGACUACAUUGCGCGAGACUGCCAUGCCAUCGGUCAGGGUGAAAAUGUCUCCUUGACCAAACUCAUUCAUUCCGUACGCGUUAUCGGCGGCGAGAUUUGCUACAACAUCAAAGAUGCGAAUUCUGUAUAUGAGCUUUGUUGGUCAAGAUUUAGUUUGCACAAGCGCAUAUAUAACCACAAGACCGCCAAGGCUAUCGAGUAUAUGAUCAUCGACGCUCUGCUUGAAGCCGAACCCUACAUGCACAUCGCUGAGCAGAUCGAAGACCCGAAGCGGUACGUGCACCUUACAGAUGACAUCAAACUGCGCAUACAGGCGACCACCUGCCCAGAACUGGAGAAGGCGCGUAAGAUCUUCUAUCGCAUUGACACGCGAGACCUCUAUAAGUGGAUCGAGUACAAGGUGUAUCCGUGGAGCGUACGCGACGUUUGCCGCGAACGUAUCACGCCACAAACUAUUGUUGCCGCAGCGAAGCGCAUAACUCGGGAGAGCGACGAGAACUACGAUCUUGCAUGCGAGCUCGGCGAGGAGCAAAUCAUCGUCGACCUUGCGACGCUGCACUACGGCAUGAAGGAGCUCAACCCGCUGAGGUAUGUAAAGUUCUACAGCAAGAGGAAGCCUAAUCGUGCAAAAUAUGCGGAGAGUGGCGACAUCUCAAACAUCAUGCCACAAGCUUUCGCGGAAGUCCUGCUACGGGUGUACACACGCGACAGCCGGUUUAUGGGUCUCGUCCAACGCGGCUUCCGCCAGGUACUAGCGGACAUCUAUGAUGACGUGAAAGAGGCCAGGAUCAGCUUAAGCGAUGACGAGGACCCGAGCACGCCGCGCGUGGGCGCCGCCGCGGACGCGCCGUCCAACCAGCACGGCACUCCGGGAGCCGCAGGCACGCAGGCGGACGGCGCGGCCUCAAAGCGCACGCUCUCGCGCGUGUCGAGCCUGCGGCUUGCGCCCGAAUCGGAUGGGGAAGACGCAGUUACGACGCCGUGGACGCCAAACAGCUUUACGGACGUCCCAACCGCGCAUGCCAGAGGGCGCGGUGCAUCGCCGACCCGGGCACGCAAGCGCGGCGCUGACAACAGAAGUCCAAGUCCAUCUAAAAAGCGCGGACGGGUGGCGAAGGAGUGAGCUUGAUUUAGGAACUUUGGGGGCUCAGCUGCGAGAAGAACAUUGCUAUCUGACUAAGUGGCUUGUUGACUAUCGGUACUUUUUCGUCUUUCGGCUAAUUGAUGCUUUACUGCUCGAACAAUCGCUAUCCCCAUACUACUGUCUCCCUUUAUAGAUGAGAAAUACUAAAGACUUCG
Molecule: messenger RNA, 2051 nt
Organism: Phanerochaete carnosa HHB-10118-sp
Lineage: Eukaryota; Fungi; Basidiomycota; Agaricomycetes; Polyporales; Phanerochaetaceae
Exons: 12
Coding region: 64-1875 (603 amino acids)
Biological process (GO): dGTP catabolic process
Cellular component (GO): nucleus
Molecular function (GO): dGTPase activity
Source: RefSeq, a predicted model, not a curated record